Messenger RNA from Trematomus bernacchii (emerald rockcod), 1140 nucleotides. Its product is annotated as phospholipid phosphatase-related protein type 5-like. NCBI's taxonomy places the organism in Eukaryota, Metazoa, Chordata, Actinopteri, Perciformes, Nototheniidae. Gene Ontology annotation, molecular function: phosphatidate phosphatase activity. Gene Ontology annotation, biological process: phospholipid dephosphorylation; phospholipid metabolic process; signal transduction. The record is from RefSeq and is a predicted model, not a curated record.
CUUGGUUUGGGGGCGAUAUGAGGCGGUCAGCGGGGGUCUGCAGCUCGGGGGAGGAGGCUGGAGAGAGAGGAGAUGCAGUGUUGUGAUUGAUGUCUCUCGCCCUCUCUCGGCAUCAUGCUGUACUUCCAGCUGGUGAUCAUGGCGGGCACCGUCAUGCUGGCGUAUUACUUUGAGUGCACGGACACCUUCAGCGUGCACGUGCAGGGCUUCUUCUGCUACGACACCUCCUACACCAAGCCUUACCUGGGCCCCGAGGACAGCAGCGCCGUGCCCCCGCCCCUGCUGUACGCCCUGGUGGCCGGGCUGCCCACCCUGCUGAUCACGGUCACAGAGACGGUGCUGUUCCUGGUCCAGUACACCUCCAAAGAGUUCGACCGCUCAGAGAAGACGGUGGCCACCGGAGACUGCUGUUACCUCAACCCUCUGGUGCGCAGGACCUUCCGCUUCCUCGGCGUGUACAGCUUCGGGCUCUUCACCGUGGACAUCUUUGUGAACGCGGGUCAGGUGGUGACGGGGAACCUGGCGCCCUACUUCCUGACGGUUUGUAAACCCAACUACACGGCGCUGGGCUGCCAGCAGGCGCUGCGCUACAUCAGCCACCAGGAGGCCUGCAGCGGGAACCAGGAGGACAUCCUGAGGGCCCGCAAGACCUUCCCCUGCAAGGAGGCGGCCCUCAGCCUCUACGCUGCACUGUACCUGGCCAUGUACGUGACGCUCACGGUCCAGGCGAAGGGAACCCGUCUGGCCAAGCCGGUCCUGUCUCUGGGUCUGGUGUGUCUGGCCUUCCUCACCGGGCUGAACCGGGUCGCAGAGUACCGGAACCACUGGGGGGACGUCAUCGCCGGGUUCAUCAUCGGAGGAGCCAUCGCUACCUUCCUGGUGGUGUGUGUGGUCCAUAACUUCAAAGGGAAGCUGUUGCUGGGUGAAGAGUCUCCGGAGCAUCAGCCCGGCUCGGCUCUGCUGACCCUGGGCCGGAUGGAGAGUCCUCUGGAGAAGUACAUCGCCUCGCAGAAUCACAUCUCCUUCGCUGAGGUCACAUGACGUGGAGUCGGCCGUGUGGCAGACCCACUGGACGUCCACGCUGUUCACCGUCCAGAACCACUGACGCCAGAGCAGCACUGAACCAGUGUGUGUGUGUGG